Molecule: messenger RNA, 3278 nt
Organism: Salmo salar (Atlantic salmon)
Lineage: Eukaryota; Metazoa; Chordata; Actinopteri; Salmoniformes; Salmonidae
Source: RefSeq, a predicted model, not a curated record
AUUAAAACCAGAUUACCACAGAUCUAAACCGGAAGUGAGAUAGUGACCCGAUUCAUGUAAAAGGUAUUCCCGGAAGAUACGUUUCGUCGAUGAUGAUGUACUAAAUUAGGUGGAUCGGCCCCUCUCUCAGUAGGAAUGCCGGGCGGAGUGGACUAUGGGGAGUUUGGGGGUAGCCUUCCUGCCAUCGCCUCUCUGAAUGCGUCCUACUCCACCACUGUAUCCCUCCCCUCCCCCCACUACCUGGUGGUGCCCCCUGGGGAGAAGAAGGUCAUCUCAGACGUCCGUCGCACCUUUUGCCUCUUUGUCACCUUUGACCUCCUCUUCAUCUCCCUGCUGUGGAUCAUCGAGCUCAAUCUCCUUGCCUUGUUUCGUUUCCUGUGUCUCCAGUUGGGCUAUGCUGCUCUGCGUCUGAGGCACUGGUGGGUCAUUGCGAUCACCACUCUAGUGACCAGCUCCUUCCUUGUAGCCAAAGUCAUUCUCUCCAAUCUGCUAUCCCAGAAUGCCUUUGGCUACGUGUUGCCCAUCACAUCCUUUGUGGUGGCGUGGCUGGAGACGUGGUUCCUGGAUUUCAAGGUGCUCUCCAUAGAGGCUGGUGAUGAGAGAGCCUACCUAGCAGCAGUGAACGCAGCGUCGGAGCGAGCUCCCAUGAUCUACCCUCGCGCUGUGUCUGAAGGACAGUUCUACUCUCCACCUGAAUCCCUCGCAGGGUCUGAGGAGGACCUGGAUGAGGAGGGGCUGGGUCGCAGGGCAGUCUCCCCCCAGGAGAAGGCGCUGGUGAGGCAGGGUAAAGAGGCCAUGGCCGUGGUGGAACAGAUCCUGGCCCAGGAGGAGAACUGGAAGUUUGAGAAGAACAAUGACGCGGGGGAUUCUGUGUACACACUGGAGAUCCCCUUCCAUGGAAAGACCUUCAUUCUCAAGGCCUUCAUGCAGUGUCCUGCAGAGCUGGUGUACCAGGAGGUGAUCUUACAGCCAGAGAAGAUGGUCCAGUGGAACAAAACUGUUUCUGGCUGCCAGAUCCUCCAGAGGGUGGAUGACAACACCCUGGUGUCGUACGAUAUCUCUUCCGGGGCAGCAGGGGGGGUAGUGUCUGCCAGGGACUUUGUGAAUGUGAGGCGGGUGGAACGCAAACGAGACUGCUACAUCUCUGCUGGCAUGGCAACCGACCACGACGCCAAGCCUCCGCACAGUCGCUAUGUCAGAGGUGAGAAUGGUCCAGGCGGGUUUGUGGUCCUGAAGUCCAGCAGUAACCCCUCGGUUUGUACCUUUAUCUGGGUGCUCAACACAGACCUCAAGGGUCGACUGCCCCGCUACCUUAUCCACCAGAGUCUGGCUGCCACCAUGUUUGAGUUUAUGGCCCAUCUACGCCAGCGCAUCCGUGACCUGCGGUCCACUCGCUAGAUGUCCUCUCACUUACUUCCUGUAGGGAAGCUAGAUGCUUGCAACCCACAGCGCCACCGCAGGUUUGGUGGUGUCAUUGCAGAUUUUUGGGAACACCUACAGUUGGAAGUGCACCUGAGACUUAUGGUGGAUAUCAAACUUACUUAGACUAGAGGAAAGUCAACAGCAUAGAGGAUGGGAGACUGGUGUGUCUGUACUUUCACCUGUCUUUUAGACGUCAGGAGGUCUGGGGCUGUCAGAGGAGAUGUUCCUCCUCUCCCAUGGACUCCAUGAUGUUUUUAACAUAGUUACACACGUUUUUCUGUAACUUUUCUGCUGUUUCUCUCACUGAUGCCAGUGUUGGCUGCAUCUCCCUCCAGCCAAGAAGUCUAACAGUAUUGAAAGUGUAAUGGAGGUCAGACUAGGACUAUGCUUGAUGAGACUUGAUGAAGACCGCUAACGCUAACUCUGAGCCUUAUUCUAUCGCACAUUUAUGUUCGCCAUUGACUGGCUGUUAUGCUUUUUUGUUGUUUUUCCACUGUCUUCACUGUCAUUCUCUGGUAACCGGGGAAACCGCUACACAUGACCACAUCGUAAACAAAAAUUUAACUGUUGGAACACAAUGAACCCACGGCGUGUCCCUUUUGUCCUCGUUGACCCUCACUGCACUGUGAUCCAUUGAAGCUGACUGUAGGAGUGCUGUAGUCCUCCAGCCACUAGGGGGCGACACCACCACGGAUCUACUAACAACGGGAGACAACCUACUUAAUGGAGCUCAAGAUGGGUGGUUGUGAUGACUUAUCAGUCGCUCAUGGGUUCAUAAAGAGUUUCAGAUACUCUACUCUUCUGGGCCAAGCCUUUAGUGGCCUUUUUAGCUAGAGGGAAUCCAACUGCCCUAAAUUAUGGUUGAUCUCAAUUGUAACUGUUUUGGUAAGUGUAUUGCAGCCUUCUGAGAUAAGCCUUUACAGCAGACAAACUGUAGAUGGAGAAGUGGCAGUAAAUUAAUGAUGUGAUUCUUUAUGUUAAACAUUUAUCAUUGUGGUGGAUGCAGUAUUGAAAUUGGCUAUAAUCGGAAUUCUGAUUCUCUGUAUGUAAUAAAAAUGACAGUUCCCCAAUGGCAAAGUAUGCUGCUUUGCAUAUCACAAUCACAACCAAUCAGCCUGCUGUGUGCAUGUCGAUGCAGCGCUGAAUGUCUGGUAUGUCAAGUCAUUGAACAUUAUGCUUGUGAGAACUCAUGUUCCCCUCUAAUGCCUUGCAGUCCUGUGAAAAUACAAGUCGGACUUGUUCUGUUUUGGGCUCCACUCUAUUUUAGGGCCCUAGUUAACAGGCUUAGCUACAUCAUUAUUGUAUCAGAACAGAAACAAGACAAGUUGAACAAAGAAACAAAAUGUAAAAAAAAAAAAAAAAAUGUAUGAAAGUGAAAAUAAGGUCUUUGAUAAAGUGAAAAUAAGGUCUUUGAUUUCCAUGAAGGAGGAAAAAGUCUGAAGAUAAUUUGAACAGUUUGCCAUCUGUGUGAGUGGGAGUUUCACACUUAAACCAGUUCUGUAAAUCUCUUAACUAAUAAUUGGGCAGAGAAAGCUGUUGGUUGGUUUGGUGCCUUUGUCACAGUGACAGAAAUGGGCAUAUAGUGUCACUGUGACCACACUUUAACUGUUAGGACUUAUCUAUUACUAGAAUAUCACUUGUUUGCUAAAGGUAUGUGUUGCAAAGUUGUUUCAUUUUCAGUUGUGUAUGUUUUAAUUUCUAUGAUUGUUCUGUUUUGAAAUCAUACAAACUGCUGAUCAUUUACAAAAAUGUGUCAAUUUAUGAUCGUCUUCAAAUAUUUUACCAGGAUACUGAACAACUAUUUUUUUUAACAGAAGAUUAGCCCGCCUUGAAUCUCUAAUAAAAUGUUGAAAAGA